GAGGUCUGAUGAUGGGAUGGAUGUGAACAUGGGCCAGUGGGCCAGCAUGCGCCUGCUUCGCCUGGCCCUCCCCCUCCUCCUCCUCCUGCUGCUCCCUCCGGGGCGCUGCCAGGACCCCCCGGGCCCCCCUGACCCACAGGGGCGCCUCCUCUUCACGCUGCCCCUCUACCAUGCCACCGUUCACGAGAACUCCGCCGCCCGCACCUACGCCAGCAGCCGGGUCCGCAUGGGCGUCCGCCUGGCGCUACGCUCCUGGGAAGUCCGCUACCGGAUCACCUCCGGGGACGACGAGGGCUUCUUCAAGGCGGAGGAGUAUGUGCUUGGGGACUUCUGCUUCCUGCGCAUACGGACAAAAGGCGGGAACGCGGCCGUCUUGAACAGGGAGAUCCAGGACAGCUACGUGCUGAUGGUGAAAGCGUCCGUCAAGGGGGAGGUUUUGGAGACCUGGACUAAAGUCAUCAUCCAGGUGCUGGACAUGAACGAUCUCCGACCCCUGUUCUCCCCCACUACCUACUCUGUCACCGUGGCGGAGAGUGCCCCCCUCAGGACGAGCAUCGCCCAGGUCACAGCCACAGAUGCCGACGUUGGGUCCAAUGGGGAAUUCUACUACUUCUUCAAGGACAAGAUGGAGCUGUUCGCGGUGCACCCCACCAGCGGUGUGGUGUCGCUCAGCGGCCGUCUGAACGUGGAGGAGCAGAGCCGCUACGACCUGGAGAUCCAGGCGGUGGACCGCGGAAUGAAGCUGUACGGGAACAACGGAGUAAGCAGCACCGCCAAGCUGCUGGUGCACGUGGAGCGUCUGAACGAACACGCUCCUGUGAUCAGCGUGGUCACACAUGUGCCCUCCUGGCUGGAUAAGGACCCCGUGUUCGCAGUGGUAACCGUGGAGGACCUGGACGAGGGCUUGAAUGGAGAGAUAGAGUCGGUCACCAUCGUAGCAGGCAACCCCUUGGAGCAGUUCACUCUGGUGAGGUCGGAGGGGAACGAGUUUGCAAUAAAAGCCCCAGAGAUGGUGGACUGGGAGAGCUAUCCUCACGGCUUCAACCUCUCCCUUCAGGCCACAGACAGUGGCACCCCUCACAAGUUUUCCGCUGUCAGGGGUGUCCACAUCCUGCUCAGGAGGCCUCAGACGGUGGAGGUGAAGUUUGAGUCUGACUUUUAUGAAAUCAGCCUGAACGAGAUGUCCCCUCCAGGUAGCAUUGUAGAGGCGGUGAAGAUCACCCCCGAGCCAGACGAUGCAGAGUACGUCCUCACCCCCUCCACAUACUCCGCCUUCUUCACCAUAAACCCUCUGACCGGCGUGAUCUCCACUGCCCGCUGGUUCACCUCUGCCUCCCAGGGCCUGUUUGACCUGGAGGUGCUGGAGGUCGACAGCGAACUCAGGGUCAAAGUUAGGGUCACAAUUAAGGACGCCAACGACCACACCCCGACGUUCGCCCAGACGAUAUACGAGGUCUUUGUCAACGAGAGCGUUCCCGUGGGAACAAGCGUUCUGUCCGUGUCGGCUGUGGAUGAAGACAGUGGUGAGAAUGGAUAUAUAACCUACAGUAUAGCCAGCCUGCAGCCGCUACCUUUCAAAAUCAACCAGUUCUCUGGGAUUAUCACCACCAAGCAAGAACUAGACUUUGAGUCGUCUUCUGAGAGCUAUGUGUUUGUGGUGAGGGCUUCAGACUGGGGCUCCCCCUACAGACGGGAAAGUGAAGUCAACGUAACUAUCCGCCUGGAAAACGUGAACGACAACCAGCCCUUGUUUGAGAAGGUGGAAUGCCAGGGAGUCAUCUCUCGAGAUUUCCCCGUAGAUGAUGUGAUCACCACCAUGUCCGCCAUUGACAUAGAUGAGCUGGAGCUGGUGAAGUACAAGAUCCUGUCAGGUAACGAGGAGAGUUUCUUCCAGCUCAACCCAGACUCAGGAGUUCUGUCUCUGCUGAGAUCCCUCGCCACCGCCAGCCCCAAAAAUAACGUGUUCAGUUUGAAAAUAACUGCCACGGACGGAGAGAACUUCUCGGAUCCGAUGUUCGUCAACAUCUCCCUAGUUCAGGGGAAAUCCCCUCCGAAGAGUUUCAACUGCAGAGAGACCCGUGUCGCCCAGAAGUUAGCUGAGAAGCUUCUAAAGAAGUCCAAGGCUAGCAGCAAGCCCAAGAUGGAGGAUGGUUUUAUCGACCUGUUCUCAGUAAACCGACAGAGCCCUCAGUUUGACAAAGCCUUCCCCAUGGACAUACCAGUACGAGAGGACUUGGCGGUUGGUUCUAGUGUGUUCAAGGUAAAGGCUCACGACGGGGACACCGGCUUCAAUGGCCAGGUUCUGUAUGCUAUCUCCGACGGCAACACAGACAGUUGUUUCACCAUUGACAUGGAGACCGGCCUCAUCAGCGUGUACCUCCCCUUAGACCGCGAGAAGAGAGACCGGUACCUUCUCAACGUUACGAUCUACGACCUGGGCCUCCCUCAGAAAGCCGCCUGGCGUCUCCUGACCGUCUAUGUGGAGGACGCCAACGACAACGCUCCCCAGUUCCUGCAGGACGUCGGCUACCGUGCCGCGGUCCCAGAAAACACGCCAAUCGGCACGGAAGUCAUCCAGGUUGAGGCCACCGAUAAAGACCUGGGGCCUAACGGAGAGAUCUCCUACUCGCUCCUGACGAGCACCAGCCAGUUUGGCAUCAAUAGCAGCACCGGGAUUGUGUACGUGGCUGGGCAGCUGGACCGGGAGCUCAUCGCUUCCUUCCACCUGAAGGUUGAAGCUCGAGACAAGGCGGAGAAGGGGAACCAGAGGUUUUCCGUCACCAAUCUGAAGAUCUCUCUUGAGGACGUGAACGACUGCCCACCGGCGUUCAUCCCUAGCGUGUACAUGGCCCGUGCCCUGGAGGACCUGCCUGUGGGCACGGUGGUGGCCUGGCUGGAUACCCAGGACCCGGACCUGGGCCUGGGGGGGCAGAUCCGGUACUCCCUGGCCAACGACUACAACGGGAAGUUUGAAGUUGAUAAAAUAAGCGGAGCCAUCAGGCUGACAAAGGAGCUGGACUAUGAGACCCAGCAGUUCUACAACCUCACCGUGAGGGCCAAGGAUAGAGGCCGGCCCGUCUCCCUGCUGUCCGUCACCUCUGUGCUGCUGGAGGUGGUGGACGUGAAUGAGAACCUCUACGCUCCAUACUUCUCUCACUUCGCCCUGACAGGAACCGUGAAGGAGAGCGCGCGGAUCGGAACCACCGUGUUCCAGGUGACGGCCCGGGAUGACGACUUGGGCCGGGACGGAGAGAUACAGUACUCCAUUCGGGACGGGAGCGGGCUCGGACGCUUCACCAUCGACGAGGAAACAGGGAUGAUCUACACCACAGACUCGCUGGACCGCGAGACGCAGGACUCCUAUUGGCUGACGGUGUAUGCGAGUGACCAUGGUGUGGUACCCCAGUCCUGCUCCCUGGAGGUGUGGGUGCAGGUGGAGGACGUGAACGACAACACUCCGCUAGCAUCUGAGCCGGUGUACCGGCCCGUGCUGGAGAACGCCCCCCGCGACACACCCGUGGUACAGGUGCAGGCCCAGGACCCCGACACAGCCCCCCCUGGAGGUGCCAUGAGCUACCGGAUCACCAGCGGGAACCCCCAGAACUUCUUCACCAUCAACACACGCACUG
Messenger RNA from Osmerus eperlanus (European smelt), 3629 nucleotides. Its product is annotated as protocadherin Fat 3-like. Gene Ontology annotation, cellular component: adherens junction; catenin complex; plasma membrane. Gene Ontology annotation, molecular function: cadherin binding; calcium ion binding. NCBI's taxonomy places the organism in Eukaryota, Metazoa, Chordata, Actinopteri, Osmeriformes, Osmeridae. The record is from RefSeq and is a predicted model, not a curated record. Gene Ontology annotation, biological process: homophilic cell-cell adhesion; adherens junction organization; cell morphogenesis.